GCAUGGGCCCCAAGGAACGGUAUGCGAACGUUUUGUGUUGCACGAAGAAGUGCUUCCGUUCAUUUCAGACGCUUUGUGGGAUGCAGAAUGAGUGCCUGUCGCAUUACGUGGAUACGUUCCAGUCGUGGUGCGAUAAGCACGUAGCGCUGGUGGGUAAGGUGAAAUAAUCCGGGACCGAAGCCUGUGGGAUUUGCUACGAUGAGAUGGGACCGUACAGGAAGCUGGAAUCGAUUCGUGCUGUCAGAAUGUCUGGUUCCAUCGGAGCUGCAUGGCACAGUUUGCCCAAUCGGCGGGGUACUUUUUCAAGUGCCCUUUGUGCAACAACAAGGACGACUUUAGUCAGCAGAUGCAGCAGCGUGGCAUUUAUAUUCCGGAAAAGGAUGCCUCGUGGGAGCCUGAACCGAAUGCAUUCAACGAUCAGUUGGAACGUCCUUCGGAGUGUGACGCUGAAGCGUGUCGCUGUCGGUAUGGGCGAGAUUACGAUUGCAAGCGUUGGGAUAUGAUCCUGUGUGCAACGUGCGGUUCGACUUGUCGCUACGAUCAGUGCAUGGAGGUUCCCUCGAAGAACUAUGUUUGCACCUUUUGUCUUCCGAUUGUUUGAAGCUAGCCGAGGCUUCCCGAAGAGCGGAAGCAGCUUGACGUGCGGAAGCCAGUAGCAGAGAGGGGAGUUCUAGGGGCUGAUCUCGUGGCAGACGUCAUAUUAAAUCGGAUGAUUCAGAUUCUGAAGAGUCAGUUGCAUCGACGACCAAACGC
Molecule: messenger RNA, 753 nt
Organism: Ochlerotatus camptorhynchus
Lineage: Eukaryota; Metazoa; Arthropoda; Insecta; Diptera; Culicidae
Product: PHD finger protein 7-like
Exons: 2
Coding region: 269-601 (110 amino acids)
Cellular component (GO): nucleus
Source: RefSeq, a predicted model, not a curated record